Chaetomium strumarium is the source of this 2650-nucleotide messenger RNA. Its product is annotated as sulfate transporter family-domain-containing protein. Gene Ontology annotation, biological process: transmembrane transport. Bases 1 to 2592 code for a protein of 863 amino acids. Gene Ontology annotation, cellular component: plasma membrane. The transcript is spliced from 2 exons. Gene Ontology annotation, molecular function: secondary active sulfate transmembrane transporter activity. The record is from RefSeq and is a predicted model, not a curated record. Lineage: Eukaryota; Fungi; Ascomycota; Sordariomycetes; Sordariales; Chaetomiaceae.
AUGGCACCCCGCGCCCGCCACGUUGUGGCCAAGGCGCUGGGUAUCAACCUCCGGGAGGAUCUUGAGAAGCCAGGAGCAUCGACGUUCUCCGAGCGAACGGACCACACCUUUGUCGAGGAGUCCCCUCAGGUCCUUGAAUACCUGACCGGCCUUGUCCCGUCCAGGAAAGAAUCUUAUCACUAUGUUCUCUCCCUGUUCCCCUUCGUCUCCUGGAUCGGCCACUACAAUGCGCAGUGGUUCCUGGGCGACCUUGUUGCGGGCAUCACCAUCGGCGCCGUGGUGGUCCCGCAGGGGAUGGCAUAUGCCAAGCUGGCCAACCUCCCGGUCGAGUUCGGCCUGUACUCGUCCUUCAUGGGCGUCUUGAUCUACUGGCUGUUUGCGACCUCGAAGGACAUCACCAUUGGCCCUGUGGCCGUGAUGUCCCAACUCACCGGCGGGAUUGUCGCCGACCUGGCCAAGACGCUGCCCGAAUACCCGGGCCAUGUCAUUGCUUCGGCUCUUGGCAUCCUCGCCGGCGCCAUUGUUCUCUUCAUCGGGCUCAUUCGCUGCGGGUGGAUUGUCGACGUUAUCUCGCUCACUGCGCUCUCGGCCUUCAUGACGGGCUCGGCUCUCAACAUCGUGGUUGGCCAGAUUCCUGCCAUGAUGGGCAUCAGCGGCUUCUCGACUCGCGACGCGCCCUACCUCGUCUUCAUCCACACCCUUCAGGGCCUGCCGCGUACGACGCUGGAUGCUGCCAUGGGCCUCACCGCCCUGACGAUGCUCUAUGCGAUCAGGGCAGUGUGCUCGUAUUCUGCGAAGCGCUGGCCGAAGCACCAGCGGUUGAUCUUCUUCCUCUCGACGCUACGAACCGUCUUUGUCAUCCUGCUCUACACCAUGAUCAGCUGGCUGGUCAACCGGGGCCUGCCUAAGGAUCAGAUCAAGUUCAAGCUUCUGCUGGACGUUCCGAGAGGCUUCCAGCACGCGGCUGUUCCCGUGUUGAAUCAGCGGAUCGCCAGCCACCUCGCCGGCUACUUGCCAGCAACCGUUAUCGUCCUGCUGAUCGAGCACAUCGCGAUCUCCAAGUCGUUUGGGCGGGUGAACAACUACACCAUCAACCCGUCGCAGGAAAUGGUGGCCAUUGGCGUCUCCAACAUGCUGGGCCCCUUUUUGGGCGGAUAUCCUGCAACCGGCUCCUUCAGCCGGACCGCUAUCAAGUCGAAAGCCGGCGUCCGAACUCCGUUUGCUGGUGUGAUCACCGCGGUUGUGGUCCUCCUCGCCAUCUACGCCCUGCCAGCCGUUUUCUACUACAUCCCGAAUGCCUCGCUCGCGGCCGUCAUUAUCCAUGCUGUCGGUGAUCUUAUUACGCCGCCAAACACCAUCUACCAGUUCUGGCUCGUUUCGCCGCUGGAGGUGUUUAUCUUUUUUGUCGGUGUCAUCGUUACUGUCUUUUCGACCAUCGAGAACGGCAUCUACUGCACGGUCUGCCUCUCGGCCGCGAUGCUUCUCUUCCGUAUCCUCAGGGCUAAGGGCCGGUUUUUGGGCCGUGUGAGGGUGGCAUCCGUGCUCGAUGACCACGUUGUCGGCGACGACUUCCGGCCGAUCGCCUAUGGUACAUUCACUGGAUCCCCCGAGGCACCCUUCCGCAACGUGUUUCUCCCCAUCACCCACGCGGACGGCUCUAACCCGGAGGUGGAGCUCGACAAUCCGUAUCCGGGCAUCUUCAUCUACCGCUUCUCCGAAGGCUUCAACUACACCAACGCUAGCCAUAGCUUGGAGUACAUGACGGAGUACAUAUUCGCCCACACCCGACGCACCAACCUCACGCACUUCGAACGACAAGGCGACCGCCCGUGGAACGACCCCGGCCCGUCGCGCAAGAAACUCAAGGCCGCCGUGGCCGCCGGCGCCAAUGCUGCCACCGCCGACGUCGACACGAGCAAGCCGACGCUGAAGGCCAUCAUCCUCGACUUCAGCUCGGUCAACCACGUCGACAUCACGUCGGUGCAGCAGCUGAUCGACGUGCGCAACCAACUCGACCGGUACGCGUCGCCGGACACGGUCGACUGGCACAUCGCGUGCAUCAGCAACCGCUGGGCCAAGCGCGCCCUGGCCGCCGCCGGGUUCGGCUACCCGACCAUGCGCCCGGACGUGCCGCACCUGCGGUGGAAGAGCAUCUUCAGCGUGGCCGAGAUCGGCGGCGCUCAGAGCGCGGCCGCGGCCGCCGAGCUGGAGGACAACGAGAAGGAGCUCGAGUCGCUGCACCGCCGCCAGUCGCACGCGCCGGACCUCGAGGCCGGGCUGUCGAAGGGCGGCGACCAGAGCAGCCCCGUCGAGACAGCGACAGCGACAGCGACGGAAGAGUAUCAUGGCACUAGCGCUGCGGCGCCGCAUGCGCGUGCUGCUGGGUGUACGCUGAAUUCGGGGCGGACGGUGGCCGUGCACGGCAUCAACAGGCCGCUGUUCCAUGUCGAUUUGACGAGUGCGCUGCAGAGCGCGAUCGCAAACGUCGAGGCCAGGGCCGAGGUGGACGGCAAUGAGCUGCCUGCUGUUGGUGAGCAGCCGAAGAAGUCGGAUAGUGGCGAGGCGACGGAUACAAGUGGCAGUUCGUCUUGAGGAUUUUGGAUUAUUAACUCUAUUGUGUGUGGUGUGUGUGUGUGUGUGUGUGUGUGUG